AUGACGAAUGUUCCGAAACCACGACUGUGCCGAUUGAGAAAACGUGAUCCGACGGAAGAGUUCGGAUUUAAUUUGCAUGCCGAAAAGAAUCGAGGGCAUUUUGUUGGAGCUGUUGAUAAAAAUGGUAUUGGUGAACGGGCUGGUUUGCAGAUGGGACAACGAAUUGUGGGUGUUAAUGGUCAGCUCAUUUAUCCGAGCACUGCUCACAAGGAAGUUGUAUCACUGAUAAAAAAGAAUCCUUUACGAACCGAGCUGCUAGUUGCAUCAGAGGAAAUCGACCAGUGGUACACUGAAAACCAUAUGGAAUAUUCGUUUGAUCGAGUAGAUCUGUAUAAUUUCGAGAAUGGUUCGUCUGUGUAUGAGGCGAAGCAACAAUUCAAUUGCAAGUUUGGGCACAGAACUACUGAGACUUCGAGAAAAAUAUCGUAA
Molecule: messenger RNA, 429 nt
Organism: Loa loa (African eye worm)
Lineage: Eukaryota; Metazoa; Nematoda; Chromadorea; Rhabditida; Onchocercidae
Exons: 4
Coding region: 1-429 (142 amino acids)
Biological process (GO): protein localization to plasma membrane
Cellular component (GO): apical plasma membrane
Molecular function (GO): protein binding; protein-membrane adaptor activity
Source: RefSeq, a predicted model, not a curated record